AUGCCUCAACAUUUACCUCCGGAGAUCCUUCGCGAGAUCUUCACUCAUCUGGACAAUAAACGCGACUUAUCGUCACUUUGCAAAGUUUUCCGUUUAUUCAAGGAAAUCGCCCAGCCGUUGCUCUUUAGAAAGUUCACUUUGAUGGACUACUCCGAUGAGUCUCAAACGGAAGUCUUUAGGGCUCUCACGCAGUUUACUCGGACCGUACUCUCGCGAACCGACCUACAGAGUGCUGUUCGUGAGAUAAACAUCAGAACUGGAGAAGGUCCUGAUGCUGACCCGGCUUAUGAAACGAGUACUCUUUUGUUUGAUACUCGCAUAUGUUUACCCAAUGAAUUACAGAAGCUAAGAAUCAACGAAGGGGCCAACUUAAUGCACGCUAGAGUCAUCUUAGCUGCAAUGACCGCCCCUGUUAUGCUGCUCCUAUGUAUCAAACUGAAGAGACUUGAGGUGCUUAAUCACCUCUCCAAUCUCACAUCGCUUACUCUCAGAGUCAUUCCCGAAGGUGAAGAAUAUCCAGGUGGCAUACAAAUUGAAAAGCUAUGGCCCUUUUUGCAACUCCCGUGUCUGCAACACUUCAAAGUCGAGCAUUGCAUUAGCGACGAUACACAGCUCCCCGAGUCUGGCCUUCUCCCGAACGCAGUGAAAGCCUCAUCCAUUUCAUUGGGGGCGUGCUGCCUAGAUCAAGAGACAUUGAUCACCUUGAUGGACUCAUGCGAAUGCGUGAACUCACUAUUAUACGUGGUCGAUCCGCGUCUAUCUCGAAGCACCGACCGUCUGGAAGUCGAUGAAUUUCUAGAAGCGUUGGAUUCGCAUAAGGACAACAUAACCAAUCUACGCGUUCAAUUGAAUAAUAUCGAUCCUAUCGGGACCGAUUAUAUCAAUUUGGGCAACACACCUCGGCUCCCAAGAUCCCUGGAAACACUUGUGGUCUCGCACUACGGAAAACUCAUCUUCGACCUAUUGGAUGGCAUUGUCGAAGAAAACAACAAUUAUAUCCAUGAGCUCAAGACGGUCAACUUCAAACCGUUAUUUUCGCCGUGCACUUUAAUGCUGGAUGUUCAAAACGAAAUUUACCAGAAGAGGCGUAUACCGACGAAACAGCAACUCAUGACGAACUCAUAUCCACCCGGCAAGAGCUACCUCCUCCAGAUUGCUCAAGCUCUUACCCAUGGUACCCCGGUGGACUACAUGGAUGUUACGUCCAGCGAGAACGAUGGUCCAGUGCAAAAUAACCCAGAUACCGGAAGAGACAGAGUGGUUUGGGUACCAGACGCACUUACGCGAACCGUUACUUCAAUGGCCAUGUGCCAUUUCGCAAACCUGGACACAUGUCAAUACAUCAGUAUUGAUGGACAAUACCAAGAGCGCGUGCUAGCAGUAUGGGGCACAGCUGUACACUGA
Aspergillus glaucus CBS 516.65 is the source of this 1404-nucleotide messenger RNA. RefSeq lists its product as uncharacterized. Gene Ontology annotation, molecular function: protein binding. The transcript has 6 exons. NCBI's taxonomy places the organism in Eukaryota, Fungi, Ascomycota, Eurotiomycetes, Eurotiales, Aspergillaceae. The coding region runs from base 1 to 1404 and encodes 467 amino acids. The record is from RefSeq and is a predicted model, not a curated record.